AUGGAUCAACGACUUCUUAGCUCCAGUGAGGCCGACCCGGUGUCGGUGCCAAGGCGGAUCUUGCGCAAGGGCACCCACAGUUGUGCAGAGUGCAAGCGACGGAAGACGAGAUGUUUCUUCGAAAACACUGCCGCGACGAUCUGUGUGGGAUGCCAGCGGCGAGGGACGGCCUGCAUUGGUCAAGAGUUUGUUGACGUGCCUGUGUCCAGGCGCGACGAGGAUCCGCCGACGGGGGAGAGGCUAGAGAGAAUAGAGAGCAUGCUCCAGCGACUGACUGACAAGGUUUUCUCGUCUGAUGGCUCUAGCAUCCUGAGCGAUGCCUCUCCUCCGCAACCUUCCUUUGGCAGGCCGUCGACAGAGGAAGCGGACCCGGACCCAGUUAGCGAGGGUGGCUAUUCACAUUCCCAAGCUGAGAGUUCAAAGAAGGGAAAGACAUCGCCCCGUAUCUAUCCUGGGGGAACGGCAGCCCGAGCCCAAGGGGAGUCGUAUCAACCCGAAGCAAUCCCAGGGCCUAUACAGUACGCGCCGUCUCACCUCUUCUCCAUGUGCCAGACCUUGCACUCGGCUUUUCCAUGUCAGGACGACGUAAAUAUCCUAUUUGAGGCUGGCAGGGCCACCAUCUACCUCCAAGCACUCUGCAAUUCGUACCGUGAGCUCUUCGAACAAGGCAAAUCUUUAUCCAGCAACGUUCUAUCGGCCAUUCCUCCCGAGACUGUUCACCCAGUGUUACUUGCAAGAAAGCUCUUGCAUCUCAGCCUUUGCAUGCAGCAAUUAGAUCCAUCAUUUGACCGACGCUCUCUGCAACUACAGCAAGGUCUUGAGGAGGCCAUGCAGGGAUACUUCCACCUUGCCACGAGCUUGGUUACCUGCCACGACGAGCUGCUCAACUCCCUCGAAGGCCUUGAGUGUCUCAUCUGCGAGGCCGUUUAUCUUGUAAACUGCGGUAAUCUCCGGCGAGCUCUGGUCUGUCUGCGGCGAGCGUCAACCCUCGCUCAGUUCAUGGGCAUGCAUCGCAAAGGGUCACGUACCUCGCUCAAACAACACGACCCGGCGACACGGGUCUCGGGCGACGUGACUUGGGCGCAUUUGGCGUACCUGGAGCGAUACUUGUCGCUUCUUCUUGGCAUGCCGACAUCCAUCUCCAAUGCCAAGUUUGGAUCCCACGACAAGACAUCUGGCGAGACUGAUGCGGAGUGGUUUGAAAGAACACAGGUUGACAUAUGCGAGCUUAUCAUAAACCGAGGACAACUCAGCGGAGAAGACAGCUUCAACACGACAAUGGAGAUAGACGCUACCCUGACCCGAGUAUCCAACAGCGUCUCAAGCACAUGGUGGACGCCCAUGGACCUUGACCCGCAGAUGAAUGUCGACGAGGUCAUGGCCCGAGUCAUCAGUGGCCAGAUGCAAAUUGUCCACUACAACAUGCUUACAAUUGUGCAUUUGCCAUACCUACUACGCCAGGAUGCAGGUUCUCGAUACGACUACAGCAAGACAGUCUGCACAUACGCCAGCAGAGAGGUCUUGAACCGGUACAUUACCUUCCGCUCGAUUGUGCGCGUCGUUUACUGCUGCCGCCUGGUAGACUUCUGCGCCUUUACUGCAGCGCUGACUCUCCUCAUUGCUCAUUUGAGUGGCCACGGUCGUAACUCGUCCUGGCUCCCUGCUCAUCAGCGCGUUGGCGACCGGAAUCUGGCAGAAAAGGUUAUUGAGACCCUCGAGGAGCUGAACCGAUUGAAUCACGACGAAUUGUCAAAGGAGACGGCGAAACUAACGCGAAAGCUCCUGGGGUUGGAGGCUGUGGCGGCCAGGAACGGCAGCAUCUACCGCUGUAGUGUGCGUGAUGAAGAUUACAACCCCGACGGUAGAGGUAUGGACGGACCAUUUCACCUCAAAAUUCCAUACUUCGGAACCGUGUGGCUCGAACCCAACUCGCCCACUCCAACAGACAGCGUUUUUAUACCUCCAUUACCAGACUUGGACAAUGAGUCGGGCCAUGUCUCGGAACCAGCUGCGACAUCGUCGGUCACCCUCGACCUUCCCCGGCGGCCGGGAGAGAGGGAAGAGGAACUUCUCUCCACCUACAACGCUUCCAUGGUUCAGGAGAGCGCGGACAUGGACUUUUUGGACUUUGCGAUGCCAGAUCUUAUAGCGGAGGCGAACGACUGGGCGUUUCAGGGAGUUGAUUCUGCCUUUUUCGAUAGCGUGAUGGCUGGUUAUACCCUCGAAUGA
Molecule: messenger RNA, 2229 nt
Organism: Clonostachys solani
Lineage: Eukaryota; Fungi; Ascomycota; Sordariomycetes; Hypocreales; Bionectriaceae
Source: the annotation of a GenBank genome assembly